Ziziphus jujuba (common jujube) is the source of this 1420-nucleotide messenger RNA. RefSeq names its product elongation of fatty acids protein 3-like. Gene Ontology annotation, molecular function: fatty acid elongase activity. The coding region runs from base 296 to 1237 and encodes 313 amino acids. The transcript has a single exon. Gene Ontology annotation, cellular component: endoplasmic reticulum membrane. NCBI's taxonomy places the organism in Eukaryota, Viridiplantae, Streptophyta, Magnoliopsida, Rosales, Rhamnaceae. The record is from RefSeq and is a predicted model, not a curated record. Gene Ontology annotation, biological process: very long-chain fatty acid biosynthetic process; fatty acid elongation, saturated fatty acid; fatty acid elongation, polyunsaturated fatty acid.
AAGUAUUAAGACAAUGAAAACGAUAAGAACUAAUUUUAAAGCCGCUGACCAUCAACGGUUGAGCAUUAUCGUUCUCAGAAUGUUAGUUUUCUUAUUCCGACUAGAAUCCUCGUUGUUGACCUUAUGUACCUUUCUGUUCCCAGAACAAAGGAAAAUCCCAUUGCUCUGCCCCAAGCUGAAAACCGCCUGAAUCAUCUAAACGUCGUAUUCACUCAUUUUGUGUUUAUUGAUUGUAGAAGAACUAGAAUCCCCUAUUUGCGAAAUUUAACAAACACAUACACAUGGUAGCCGACCCAUGAUGAUGAUGAUGCAGAAAAUCAACUACUGGUUAUCCGAGCAUCCCAAAAUAUUAAAAUUCAGGUGGAGCCAAACCCAAUCAUGGGGCUCCACCUGGUCCUUCCUCAUAUGUGCAAUCGUCAUCUACAUAGUCGCCGCCACAACCAUCCACCUCCUCCUCCUCCUCCUCAUUGGCCGCCGGAACCGCCGACCCAUCCCGCUCGGUCCAAUCCCAGCCAUUCACAGCCUCGCCAUGACUUUAAUCUCCACCGUCAUUUUCCUCGGAAUGCUCCUCUCCGCCGCCGCGGAGAUCCAAGACACACGGUGGUUCUUGCGCCGCACCAACACAACCCCUUUCCAAUGGCUUCUAUGUUUCCCUCGCGGGAUUCGACCUUCGGGACGCGUAUUCUUCUGGUCAUACGUCUUCUACCUCUCUCGCUUACUCCACCUGUUCCGUACAUUCUUCACGAUUUUCCAGCGUCGAAGGCUGUGUUUUAUCCAUCUAUUCAACCAGUCAAUCAUGAUCUUGGAGUCGUUUCUAUGGCUUGAAUUUUCGCAAUCGUUCCAGGUCUUGGCAAUAUUAAUCACGACCCCGCUUUACUCCGUAAUCUACGGGUACCAGUUCUGGACGGCGAUCGGUUUGCCAGAAGCGGGUUUCCCAUUGGUGGUGUAUUGCGAGGUUUUGAUGCUGGUUUUGAAUUUGGUUUCGCACGUGGGUGUUCUUCUUCUGCAUUUUCUCAAAGGCGGUGGCUGCAAUGGUUUUGGAGCCUGGACGUGUAACGCGGUGUUGAAUGGGAUUGUUCUUUUGCUUUUCUUGAAAUUCUACAUCAAAGUGCAUUUGAGAAAAAAUAGGGUCGUUUGGGGUGCUGUGGUUGGGAGCUCUGAUUCGUCCCAACGUAAAACCCCAGCUUCUGAUACGCAAGUCGAUGAGGUCCCAGCCCUUAAAGAAAAACUUAGUUGAUCGUGGCUUCAACAAUUAAUCAAUCCUUCCUUCCUUGUACAUAGUUGUUAUUUAUUUUUCAUUUUUCAUUUUUUAUUUGGUUAAAUAUGUAUAGCUGACAAUUUUUUAUUGGCUAAACUAGAUAUAGUUCACGUUUGGUUAAUAUAAAUCUUCCUUUUUUUGUUAUUAUUACUUUUAUGGUUA